AUGAGCGGGCUGGGGCCGCAGCGGGAGCUGGAGGAGGCCGCCGCCCUGGAGCGCCGGCGGCGGCGGGAGCUGCUGCGGCGGGGCCGCAUCUUCAACGCACGGAUCCGCACCAUAGGGAUUGAUAAAGAUGCAUUGGAUGCACAGGUCAAGGAGAGGAAAAUUCAAGAAGCAGCUGAAAAAGCAGAGCAUGAAAGAUUUGCUCAUCACAUGAAGAAAAAUGACAAGCUCAUGUGUCUGCUAGAAGAACGCCAGAAAAAUGAAAUCAGAGACAUCAAUAGGGCUCUAACUGAAUUCCAUAAGAAUUUUCAGGGGCCAGAAACAAGACGUGAAUUUGACCUGAAUGAUCCACAAGCCCUAAAGAAAGACAGACCUGCUCGAGUCUCAGAUGAUGAUCCUCGCUGUACUGUCUCUGGCAUGCAGAAGUUUGUGGGUGAAGACUUAAACCAUGAUCAGAGGAUGAAGUUUCAAAAGGAGCAAAUAAGGGAGUGGUCUCUUCAGCAACAGAAAGACUUAAAAAAUGCAUUAGCUGACCAAAAAUUGGCAGAUGAUCUUUAUGACAAGUUUAGGAUUGAACUUGACCGAAAGAUUAUGGAAGAACAAAGAAAAGAAGAGGAAAGCAGGCGUGCUGUUUGUGCAGCUACUAAAAAUUUCAAUAAAAUCCAGGUUGCUGAACUAGAUCACAAAAAUGAAUUGGAAAAGGCUCAAAAAAUGAAAGAUGAUAUGUAUGAAAUAACCUGCCUGCUUCGAGGAGAUUUCCUUUCUGAAAACCCAGACCAAGCAAUCGGUCCUGGGGGUGUGUUGGUGGAUCGAUGGAAGGGGAUGACACAGGAGCAGCUGAUGGCAAUUCGUGAGUUCCAAAAGGAGCAAGUUCUGGAGAAACAGAGAGCCAGAGAGCAGGAGCGCCGAAGGGAUGCGGAGUGGGACAGGCAGCGCGUGCAGGCUGCCAGGACCCAGCUGCUCUGGGAGCGGCACCAGCAGCGCCAGGACCAGGUGCAGCGCCGAGACCUGGAUGCUGUCAAUGCAGGGCUCUCUCAGGAGCAAAGAGCAAAGAACAUUUAUCUUAAAGAGGAAGAGUAUUCAAAUAUUCCAACAGAGGAGUUUUAUGCACAGUUUAAUACAACCACCCGGUGAUGAUCUGGAUAAAUCAACCAGAAUUAUACAGAAGUAUGUAGACACAUUAAAAUUUUCAGUUGAGCAAUCUCAUGUUUUAUUGUUUUUAUCUGUUCCCUGCCCUGUUCAAACACUGCUUCCAAACUAAAGGACAGACAGAUCUGUUCUAAGGAAAGAAAGACAUUGUAAUCAUUUUUAAACAUUAUUGUUGUUCUGAUAGGACUAGUAGAUUCAGUAGUAGAUUGUUUGAAUCUUGUGUCUCAGGCUGUAAUAUUUACAUUAUUCAUGCCUAUAGGAAUCAACUUCUGGAAAGAAAUCUGAAUUUUAACUUUAGUGCUGCUUUAUGCAGCUUGGCCAGAGGGGAAUGCUGCCUCCCAGAGACCACAAGAGAUGCACUUCUCUGGGAGGGAAGGAACAUGACCUAGGCAGAAAAUGUUGUGUUUGUUUGUGGUUUGAUUUUGGGUUUUUUGUUUUGGAUUCUCUAAAAGCAAAAAACUCAGCCAGACAGAAAUGCAAGAAAAAAGGAAGAAGUGAUCAAGUUUGUCAGUGGGAAUAAGGAGAAAAGAGUUCAGUAGUCAUGGAGGUGAUUAUUGCACUGAGGCAAGGCACUGAAACAGAAUGUGUGUUAGAUUUAGUGUGAAAAAGCAGGGGGAAAGUAUUCCUACAUACACCCUGAUGCUUUGGAAAUAAUGGAGGAGGUUUCAGGUAAUGUGCUGCUGAAGGAGAGUGGGGACAAUUCCCAGGUGUGACAGAAAAGGGGUGAAAAAGCAGGUGUGCACCAAAGUCAAGGAGAAAAAUCUCAGCUUAUGCAGGUUUCAUGAAACCUGUGUAUUUCCUGUCUUCAUGGUGACAGUAUUGACUUAGCAAUUAAAGAGCCUCUCAUUGACAUCUGAAAAUGGCUGAGCACAGCACAGGGGAAAAAAUAUGGAGAAGCAAUGUAGGAAAGUAACUGCAUAAGGGAAAUGGAUGGUGGAGCUAACAAGGAAAUUAAAUCCAGAAGAGAAAGAGCUGAAAUGAAAGGACUGCAAAAAGGGUUGGAAGACUAACCUAGGAGUCAGAAGAUCUGAAAGAGGAGAAAACACAACACAGAGAAAGAAAAUAUGGAGAAGCAAUGUAGGAAAGUAACUGCAUAAGGGAAAUGGAUGGUGGAGCUAACAAGGAAAUUAAAUCCAGAAGACAAAGAGCUGAAUUGAAAGGACUGCAAAAAGGGUUGGAAGACUUAACCCUGGGAGUCAGAAUAUCUGAAAGAGGACAAAAAAUGAGUCAGAUGGGAGACUCAGCUAAAAAUCCAAGACCUCUAAUAUUGUGAACCUUAAAUAAAAAUAGAGCCCAUUUAUGAAAACAGAUCUCAACCUGUAAUUUGCCAGCAAACAGUACAUAAAUCUGAGGUACAAACAUCCUGAUGAUGUUGGUUUGGAGUCCACUGGUGAUUCUUUGUCUUAGCAAUAAUGGUAAUGUUUGGUAAUGAACUUUGUGGUGAAACAGGUUGAACAUGCCUCCACCAAGCAAAGGAGGAAAGAUGCUUAAGAAAAACUGAGGGCUGAGGUAAACUCAAAUGAGUUAUCUUACCUCUGUGAAGAUAAUGAAGAAUGCAUGGUUCUUGAGAUAUUAGCAGGAAGAUUUUAAAGAUGCUUGAAGGAAGCAUUUCUGAAAGGGGACUGUUUAAACAGGUCUGUUUGCUCAGCUGAAGUAGUGCCCUGUGGGAUCACACUGAUAAAAUCUUGCUGCCUGAUUCAAAACACUGAUUAAAGAGGAGUAGCAUUUUUUGAUGUGAUUGUAGAAAUUUGAUUGGGAUCUUUUUUUUUUGUUCAUUGACACAUGAACUAUCUAAUUAUAUAUGUAAAUGAGAUGUAAUUCUUUUCUGUCUCUCACUGAUAGUGAUGUAAUGCAAAGUGCAUAGUUAAACCUUGGAAAUUAUUGUAAUUGGUGUAAGCAAAUGAGUUUGAAAUUCUGGGUAUGGUUCCCCUUCUUCCAUUCCUUUCCCUAAAGAGGGACUAAGAAAUUUAUCAGAAUAAAUAUCCAGCUAAGCCAUCAUCUUCCCCAAGAUGGGGGAAUACUGCUUUCCAGCAAACUGUCUCAAGGACUUCCAGAGCUAUAAUAUAUAGCUGGUUGUUAUUGCAAUCAUUAAUGGUGAUAAAAACCCUUUGCUUUUUGAACCCAG
This is a messenger RNA of Melospiza georgiana, 3271 nucleotides long. RefSeq names its product RIB43A domain with coiled-coils 2 (gene RIBC2). The record is from RefSeq and is a predicted model, not a curated record. Lineage: Eukaryota; Metazoa; Chordata; Aves; Passeriformes; Passerellidae. The transcript is spliced from 7 exons. The coding region runs from base 1 to 1131 and encodes 376 amino acids.